AUGUGGCGUCACUUUAGUUUGCUGUGCUUUCUAUCAUUCAGGUCCGACUCGAGCGCAAAACAACUUGCCGCGCCAGUGCUUGCAAACCCUUCAGCCACAACAGACUCAACGCCGACUUCAAGUAGCAGUGACAGCUGGUAUAUGUCACCUGUUACAGUCAUUCAAGCCCGUAUUCAGGGUGAUGCUCCUGUGUGGAACGAAGACGUGAAGAUGUGGUUGUCUAAGUUUGGUGAUACGACAGAACUUGCUUAUAUGAACAAUCUUGAUACAGUCAACACGGCGUCUGUCGAAGGAGCUUUGAUGUUUGUACAAGCUGAAGGAAUCAAUGUAAAUGAACAAUCAGUCAAGUGUGAGCGUAAGAACAAGAUGCAAUACGUUGUUUUUUACGAAGUGACAAUCCUUCAGCCAACGUACGGUGUCAAAUACUACGAGGACCACACGCCUCCCGAAUAUGGCAAGUUUGUAGCUAUGGAUGGUGCCAAAUGCACAGAUGAGGGUAGCGAUCUGUCAGAGGACUGCAAGGUCUACUAUGGAUUAGACGGUGAAAAAGAUAUUGGUCCGAUGGUGGGCAGCAACAUGCAGACGUCUGACCCUCGUGCUCCAUAUGUUGGCAACUAUUGGUUCUCGUACCCAAACUCAUGCGCACAGAAGCUACGCGAGGACAAGACGGACGAAUGUCGUACCAAGUACCCUGGUGGACUAUGCGCUCUGGGUGUCAAGCCUGAUGGAGACAGCUGCACGUUCAGCUACAAGAUUCUGGGCUACCUGAAUAUUGACGACCUGGUUGGGAUCACUGAGAUGGGCUACAGUAACUACACAGAGUUUUGCGAGGAUGGACUUGUGGAGUUCAAGGCCACAAACACUGGCAGAGGCUUUGAGGUGGAGGAGUCGAUUGACUUUUGGCAGAAUCCUGGUGACGAGGACGCCAACUCGAACCGUACGAGCAUCAUGGUGAAGAUGUAUAACGAACUAGCAAGCAAUGGCACGAGUUCUAAUAUGACGCCUUUGCCGUCUAUUGAGAAGCUGACAGCGGCAAACCCGAAGUGCUACGAGAACAGCAAAGCGUGCGCGACCGCCCAGUACGGCUGCAGCCGUUCGCUGUACGCACAGAUCUGCUCGGUGUGCUCGCCCGACGCGGAGGGCUGUGUGGUUGCUCCCUCUAUGUUCUCGUUCCCGGAUCUGACACUUCCUAACGACUUGUCCCUAUCCUUCCUUCGCUAG
Peronospora belbahrii is the source of this 1221-nucleotide messenger RNA. Lineage: Eukaryota; Oomycota; Peronosporomycetes; Peronosporales; Peronosporaceae. The record is from the annotation of a GenBank genome assembly.